Sceloporus undulatus (fence lizard) is the source of this 2831-nucleotide messenger RNA. Its product is annotated as magnesium transporter NIPA2-like. Gene Ontology annotation, biological process: magnesium ion transport. Gene Ontology annotation, molecular function: magnesium ion transmembrane transporter activity. Lineage: Eukaryota; Metazoa; Chordata; Lepidosauria; Squamata; Phrynosomatidae. The record is from RefSeq and is a predicted model, not a curated record. Gene Ontology annotation, cellular component: membrane. Bases 297 to 1664 code for a protein of 455 amino acids. The transcript has 6 exons.
CUGUGGUCAAGGCCUGCUAGACAUUGACCAUAGAGUUGCGCCGGAGGAGCCACAAAGGCCGAGCGGAGCGUUCUCUUUCAGGGCGACUCUUGGUUAAAGUUGACCAUAGAGUUGCGCCGGAGGACCUUGAUAUUCCUAGAGAGGAACAUAUUAAUAAAACCCGUGAAUAACCAAAGCCGCAAUAGUCCAAGCCAUAGAAGGAGGGAUGAGUGUAGCCAUGCUCAAAAUGGAGGACCCUUUGGAAGGCCUCCGGGGCAGAAGGCUGCGGGAAUAACUCGCUUCGAGGCCGCUUGGCCAUGGCGCGGUGCUCUGGAAUUCUGGGAAGGGCCGUUAGGUGCCGCAACAAACGGCCCUUCCCAGAAUUCCAGAGCACGGCGCCCUGGCCAAGCGGCCUCGAAGCGAGUUCUCGGGACGCCUCCGCUCCCUGGAUGACUCACCCUCCGCCUGGUCCCUCUCUCGGCCUCCUCGACGCUGCGGAAGCGGAACGGGCGGAGAAGCCAAGAGGGCCGGCUCCGUCUUGGCCUCGGUCCCCAGCCCCGAGGAAAGCUCCUACUUUCAGGCCAGAGCAGGUAACUGGGAUGGAAGAGGUAACUGAACGUUAUGACUUCUACAUUGGAUUGGGCUUAGCUCUCAGCUCCAGCCUGUUCAUUGGAGGAAGUUUUAUCCUGAAGAAGAAGGGGCUUCUCAAGCUGAAUGGCAAAUCAUCUGUCAGAGCAGGUCUUGGGGGCCAUGCAUACCUGAAAGAAUGGCUGUGGUGGGGAGGACUGCUGUCCAUGGGAAUUGGAGAAGCCGCCAACUUUGCUGCAUAUGCUUUUGCCCCAGCGACACUGGUCACUCCUCUUGGAGCAUUAAGUGUUUUAGUUAGUGCAAUUUUAGCCUCAUACUUCCUGAAUGAGCAGCUAAACAUUCAUGGGAAGAUUGGCUGUAUCCUGAGCAUUUUAGGCUCCACUGUGAUGGUAAUCCAUGCACCUCAGGAGGAAGAGGUCUCUAGUCUGGAGUCAAUGGCUGAGAAACUGAAAAAUCCAGGAUUCAUAGUGUUUGCUGGGUGUGUGCUGUUGAGUUCAAUCCUUCUCAUCUUUGUGGCUGGUCCAAAAUAUGGACAGCGCAAUGUCCUGGUCUAUGUCCUGGUCUGCUCUGCCAUUGGUUCACUCUCCGUCUCUUGCGUCAAAGGCUUGGGCAUUGCUUUGAAAGAGCUGUUUGCUGGAAAGCCUGUCUGGGAGGAACCUCUGGGCUGGGUGCUGUUGGUUUCCCUCGUAAUUUGUAUCAGUGUCCAGAUCAACUACCUGAACAAGGCUUUGGAUAUUUUCAACACCUCUGUGGUCACACCGAUCUAUUAUGUCCUCUUUACCACAGCAGUUAUGACAUGCUCUGCAAUUUUGUUCAAGGAGUGGCAGCAUCUUGUCUUCAUGAACAUAAUUGGCACUAUAAGUGGCUUCCUCACUAUAGUCCUUGGCAUCUUCCUUUUGCAUGCUUUCAGAGACGUUCCUUUCACUGCAGAUCUACUACCUCUCUUCCUGAGGCAUGACCAAACAAAUAUGCAUUUGGCUUCUUGGAGAAGCAGGGCCAAGCAUCAGUCUUGUCUUCACCAAUCUCUCCUGGACCCAGAGUACGGCAACAAGAUGGAGAUAGACAAUGCAGAGGACCAGGCUGGCCAAAAUUUGUGAAAACUAACUCAUUUGCCUUUUGGAUAACAAUGCCACACGAACACUCCACAACCAGCUUAGGAACUCUUUAAAGAACCUCUCAAGACUACAGAUGCUUUCUACCAGAAACUGGAAUCAGAUGCCAAAUUUGAGAUCAUUUUUCAGAUACGAGUUUUCACUGUUGACGUGCCUGACCAAAGUAAGAGGACCAAUACAGCCAAGCUGGAGUUCAGAAAGUGACAGAACUAGGCCACUUCUCAUUUCUUCCAGCCUUGCUUGCCCUCUGUUUCCAUUUCUUCAAGACACUCAAAAUGACCCAAAUGGUAAUAUACAGAUAAGAAAGAUGUGUCUGCCAGAUUGACAUUUGGAUGUAUGUCUUAACACCUAACAUCAGCUUUGAAAAGGCAUGGUGUUUCAAAAUAACCUGGAAAUAAUUGGGGUUGUGGGAAGGAAGUCGUAUCACUUGUUUAAAAAAAGAAAAGAAAGAAAAUCGUAUGGAAUAAGACACAAAAUUCCUUAGCUAGAAAUGUACAAAAGAAAAAAAUGUUAUUUUUUCCUGCUCAGGAAGUGGAAUACAGAUAGAGAAAAAUGUACAUUAGCACAAGAAAGGAUUCUCCAAUGGAUGGCAGGCAGGAAGGCUUGGCUCCACUACCUAAAGUAGCCUACUGAUGCUGCAAGGUGCUUCGUAGGGAGUUUAGCAAUAAUAUGAGACAGCUUCUUUGAGCAUUUUGUGCAGAAUACACAUGCAUUUUGCCAAGAUCACAGGGACUGAACUUUUGCCUAUAUGCCUCAUCUGUUCAAUUUGUUUGUGGACAUAAGGACAAUGCAUUUUAGGUGGCCUUAAGAUUAACAUCUUUUAGUAUUAAUAAGAUUAACAUCUUUUAGUAUUAAAGUUUACACACUAUUUAAGGUAUUACUUUGCAGUGUCUCCAGUUAUAAAUAUUGCAAAUAUAAUACAAGUGAAACUAUUUUUACCACUUCAUGCUUAUUUGCAUCUUUUGCUAGCUGUUCAGGACCAUACAUUCUUCCUUUCAGAAGGGAUCACUCUAGUUGCCUUACCAGCUGUGACCUACAGCCUUUCUCUUGGUGAUAAAUUGAAAAUGAUGGUCCUUUAUCUGUACCUGUAGACUAGUGUAUAACUUGGCUUGGAGAAUCACUUGAUUUGCAAGUGUUUCCUAUCCCUCAUCU